Cladophialophora carrionii CBS 160.54 is the source of this 3267-nucleotide messenger RNA. Its product is annotated as nitrite reductase [NAD(P)H], large subunit. Bases 1 to 3267 code for a protein of 1088 amino acids. The record is from RefSeq and is a predicted model, not a curated record. Lineage: Eukaryota; Fungi; Ascomycota; Eurotiomycetes; Chaetothyriales; Herpotrichiellaceae. Gene Ontology annotation, molecular function: 2 iron, 2 sulfur cluster binding; heme binding; nitrite reductase [NAD(P)H] activity. The transcript has a single exon.
AUGGCCAGUGAGAAACUCUUGAAGCUCGACGCCAAAAGGAGAGAAUACGACGUCGUGGUCAUCGGGGAGGAACCUCAUCUGGCCUAUAACCGUGUUGGGUUGACGAGCUUCUUCCAGCACCGACAAGUCGAGUCGCUGUACCUCAACCCCGAAGAGUGGUACAAAGGCCAUCCUACGGAUGCUCUGAACUAUCAUCUCAACACCCUGGCUACGGAGAUCAAAACGUCUGAGAAAGUUGUCAUCACUGCCAAUGGAGAUACGAUCCCCUACGAUAUCCUGGUGCUCGCCACUGGCUCUGAUGCUCUCCUACCGAGACACACUCCUGGUCACGAUGCCAAAGGCGUCUUCGUCUACAGAACCAUCGACGAUCUCCAAAAACUGAUCGAGUUCUCUGCCACUGUCAAAGGCACGACGGGAUGCGUUGUCGGUGGAGGCCUGCUCGGCCUUGAAGCCGCCAAGGCCAUGAUGGAUCUUGAAGAAUUCGGCCAAGUCAAGCUCAUCGAGAGAAAUAGAUGGGUAUUGUCUCGACAGCUGGACGGCGAUGCAGGUGGCAUGGUCGUUGAGCUCGUUCGCAACCUCGGACUAGACGUUAUGCUCAGCAAGCGGGUCGGGAAGAUCGUUGCCAAUGAGGACAACGCCGUCAAGGGAGUCGUCUUUGAAGAUGGUGAGGAGAUGGAGUGCUCGUGUAUAAUGUUUGCCAUCGGCAUCAAAGCGAGGGAUGAGCUUGCCAGAAAUGCCGGCUUGAAAUGCGCCGACCGCGGUGGUGGUAUCACAAUUGACAACAAUCUAAGAACCAGCGAUCCCAACAUCUACGCCAUCGGCGAGUGUGCGAGCUGGGAGAAUCAGACAUUCGGCCUCAUCGCCCCGGGCAUUGAGCAAGCCGAUGUCCUGUCCUUCAACCUCACCCAAGCUAAAGUCCACAGCCCUCGCACAUUCAAACGACCCGACUUGAGCACCAAGCUGAAACUACUAGGUGUUGAAGUCGCCAGCUUUGGGGACUUCUUCGCCGACAGAGACGGUCCCAAAGACCUGCCAGCCAGACAUGUCAAACGAGCAGAAAGGGCGCCUAAAGGUACCGACGCUACCCAAGACAAGGUCAAGAGCCUUACUGAUGGGCCUGCACCUCCAGCCGUCAAAGCCCUCACGUACCGAGAUCCUUUCGCGGCCGUCUACAAGAAGUACCUGUUCACCGUGGACGGGAAGUACCUGCUAGGCGGCAUGAUGAUUGGAGACACCAAGGACUACGUCAAGCUGGUUCCUAUGGUCAAGAACAAGAAGCAAUUAGAGGUUCCUCCUUCCGAGUUCAUCAUCGGUGCCUCCAAAGACGGUGAUGAGAACGCCGAUGACCUCUCCGCCGACACCCAGAUCUGCUCCUGCCAUAAUGUCACCAAAGGCGACGUGGCCGGUGUCGUCAAAGAUGGCUCCUGCAAAUCACUUGGAGACGUCAAGUCUUGCACCAAGGCCGGCACGGGCUGUGGUGGCUGCGUGCCCCUCGUGCAGUCGAUCUUCAACAAGACUAUGAAAGAAAUGGGCAAGGAGAUCUCGAAUAACAUCUGCCCUCAUUUCAAGUACUCUCGAGCCGAUCUGUAUAACAUCGUCUACGUCAAGAAGCUGAAAGACUUUGGCGAGGUCAUGCGAGACAGUGGCACCGAUCCUGAUAGUCUGGGCUGUGAAGUCUGCAAGCCCGCGGUCGCUUCAAUCCUGUCCGGCAUGUUCAACAAGCAUGUCAUGGACAAGCCGCUCCACGGCCUGCAAGACACCAACGACAAGUACCUCGGCAACAUUCAACGCAACGGCACAUUCUCCGUCAUCCCCCGUGUCGCUGGUGGCGAGAUCAGCCCCGAGAAACUGAUCGUUAUCGGCCAAGUGGCCAAGAAGUAUGGCCUAUACACGAAGAUCACUGGUGGCCAACGUAUCGACAUGUUCGGUGCGAAGAAGCAGGACCUGCUGAACAUCUGGUCCGAGCUCGUCGCUGGCGGUCUGGAAUCUGGCCACGCGUACGCGAAAUCUCUGCGCACAGUCAAGUCCUGUGUAGGUACGACGUGGUGUCGGUUCGGCAUCGGCGACUCAGUCGGCAUGGCUGUUCGGCUCGAAGAACGCUACAAAUCCAUCCGCUCGCCGCACAAGAUGAAGGGUGGUGUCUCGGGCUGUGUGCGCGAAUGCGCCGAAGCGCAAAACAAGGACUUUGGCCUGAUCGCCACGGAAAAGGGAUUCAAUAUCUUCGUCGGUGGCAACGGCGGCGCAACGCCGCGACACUCGGAGGUCCUCGCGAAGGAUGUGCCUCCUGACGAUGUCAUCCCCAUCCUCGACCGCUAUCUUAUGUUCUACAUCCGGACAGCCGACCGCCUGCAACGGACGGCGCGCUGGGUAGAGAAUCUCCCUGGCGGGAUCAAAUACCUCCGCGAAGUCAUCCUGGAAGACAAGCUCGGCAUCUGCGCCGAGCUCGAGAAACAAAUGCAAGAACUCGUCGGCACCUUCUUCUGCGAAUGGACCGAAGUCCUUAACGACCCGGACAAGCGCAGAUCGUUCCAGCAGUUCGCCAACAGCGAGGAGAACCGCGAGCCGGCCGUCGAAAAGGUCGAAGAGCGAGGCCAAUCCCGGCCCGCGUACUGGGCCAAGGACCCCGUGCACGACGACUUCAAGGGCACGCGGUGGACGAGCCUCACGUGGCAGCCCAUCGUCGAGGCGAAGCGGUUCCAAGACCUAGACACCGGGUCCAGCCAGACGGUCCUCCGUGGGGAUACACAGCUCGCCGUCUUCAAACUCAAGGGCAAGUACUACGCCUCGCAGCAGAUGUGUCCGCACCGGCGGACCUUUGGGCUUGCCGACGGGCUCAUCGGAGAAAUCAAAGGCUCUGACAGCAGCAACAAUGACUGCAAGGAGAGCAAAUUCUACGUGAGCUGUCCGUAUCACAAGCGCAACUUCCAGCUCAACGGGGACGUGGACUUUGAGGACAAAGCCGCGGGGGCGGGCUCCUGCUCCAACGACACCAGCAUGUCGAUCGCCACGUUCGCGGCCGAAGAGCGCGACGACGGCUGGGUCUACCUCAAGUUGCCGCCCGUGCAGGAAAUGGAUAACGUGCUGGGCACGACCAAGUGGGUCGUCAAGGCCGGCGAGACGCCCAACCCGUUCGCCAGUCUGGACAAGAAGCUGGGGUUGAAGAAUGGGUUACGUCCGCAAAAGACCGUGGGCGCCAUGCCGGGCACGGGCAACGUCAAUGCCGGACGGGAGAUCAGUGUCGCGGCGCAGAGGAGGAUAGAUUGGUAG